Messenger RNA from Etheostoma cragini (Arkansas darter), 2299 nucleotides. RefSeq names its product Rab geranylgeranyltransferase subunit alpha (gene rabggta). Lineage: Eukaryota; Metazoa; Chordata; Actinopteri; Perciformes; Percidae. Gene Ontology annotation, molecular function: zinc ion binding; protein binding; Rab geranylgeranyltransferase activity. Gene Ontology annotation, biological process: protein geranylgeranylation. Gene Ontology annotation, cellular component: Rab-protein geranylgeranyltransferase complex; cytoplasm. The coding region runs from base 176 to 1927 and encodes 583 amino acids. The transcript is spliced from 17 exons. The record is from RefSeq and is a predicted model, not a curated record.
CCGUGACGUAAAUAUCGUGAGACGGAAGAGAAAUACUAUUGUAGUCGUUAGAAAUCCUGUGACAUGACAAAAGCAAAUCCUACAGCAUUUUGAAAAAAACAUUACCACAAACCGAGCAAAAAAAAAGAGAAAGAAAACAGAUCUUUUGGGAAAGUAUCCUGCACAAACAGAAAGGAUGCAUGGAAGAGUGAAGGUUAAAUCCACAGCCCAGCAGGAGGAGGAGAAAAGAAAGGAGAGGGAGAAGAAACUGAAGAUAUACGUGGCUGCACGAGACGCCUGCUUUUCUAAGAGGAAGGAGGGUAAUUGGGAUGAUGAGGCUCUCCAGAUUACCCAGCAGCUACUAUCAUCCAAUCCUGACUUCGCUACCCUGUGGAACUACAGGAGGGAGAUCCUAAUGCACAUGGAGACUGUGAAAGAUGAGGAUGAAGUGCAAAAGAUUUACCAGGCUGAGCUGUCAUUCCUGGAGUCGUGCCUCAAAGUGAACCCAAAGUCCUACGGCAGCUGGCACCACCGAGGUUGGGUCUCAACCCGCCUGCCUCGACCGGAUUGGGCCAGAGAGCUGGGCUUGUGUGAUCGCUGCUUGAGCCUGGACGACCGCAACUUCCAUUGCUGGGAUUAUCGUCGGAUGGUUGUGAAGAUGUCCGGUGUGCCCGUGGACCAGGAGUUGGCGUUUACCGACCGUCUCAUCGGCUCCAACUUCUCCAACUACUCCAGCUGGCAUUACCGUAGCACCCUGCUGCCGCUGCUGCACCCGGAGUCUCCCGAGCCCCGUUCACCGUGUCGCGAGCCUCGCCGGGCCUCCCCGCCACCUUCCCCGCAAACCCACUCCCAUCGCGUCUGCGAAGAGCAGCUCCUCAAAGAAUAUGAGCUUGUACAAAAUGCUUUCUUCACUGACCCCAACGACCAGAGUGCUUGGUUCUACUAUCGCUGGUUGCUAGGCAGAGCGGAGCGUGAGGAGAUGAUAAGCUGUGUGUACGUCAGUCGGGAUGAGGAGAGAGUGGCUGUCGCCUUCUCUAGGCCUGUUAAUGCGCAGUCUGUGGGCCUCCUGCUGGUCCUCGACGGUCAGCCCCAGAGAGUGGAGUGGAGGAGCGUCCACCCGCGCUUCAAACACAGCCCUGUCUGGAUCUGUGACCUUCCUCCUGGAACGAUAAGCGACAUCACAAAUGAGCACAACCUGACUGUGCACUGGACUGAAAAACACACUCACAGAGACUGUGCUCUGUACACAGGUCGAAGUGAGAGUUGGUGUCGGGACUCCGCUACGGAUCAGGAACUCUUCAGGAGUGAACUCUCAGUAGAGAAGACCUCAGUGUUACAGUCAGAGCUGCAGUCAUGCAACCAGCUACAAGAACUGGAGCCGCUCAAUAAGUGGUGCUUACUGACCAUUAUCCUCCUCAUGAGGGCACUAGACCCUCUGGGAUAUGAAAAAGAGACUCUCGCUCAUUUCCAAACACUGAAAGAAGUGGAUUCCAUGCGCUCUGCAUAUUAUGGUGACCUGUGCAGCAAGUUUAUGAUUGAAAACACCAUCCUGAAAAUGGAGUAUGCUGAAGUCCGUGUCUUCAGUAUUUCUGACAAGAACCUGACCACUUUAUGCCACCUGGACCAGCUGUUAUUGGUUACCCACAUCAAUCUGUCCUCCAAUCAGCUGCAGCGGCUGCCUCCUCAGUUUGCCAUGUUGCAGUGCCUGGAGGUCUUGGAGGCUGACAACAACUCCAUAGAAAAUCUUGAAGGGGUGUUCCACCUUCCCAAACUGGAGGAAGUCCUCUUGAAGAAUAACAAAAUCUCCACACUGGCAGAUCUUCAGCCGCUGGCCUCCUGCCCUAAGCUGAAGCGCCUUGAUCUCCGUGGCAACCCUGUCACUCAGACGGCCAAUAUUGAGUCGGAGCUGAGCGAGCUGCUGCCCUCGGUCACAGACCUGCAGCUCUGAUUGGACCCAACCGCCGCUGUUCGAUCGUUCCAUCGCAUUCUCUGGCGUGCUUGUUUGUGGAAGAGCCAGUGGGUGUUUUUCAGGUGUCUUGUGACUGUUUGUUCCACAUGUUGGCUUGAGAGACUGUCAGUCACACCAAUCUCUGAAGGUCUGAAAGCCUGAUGCCUCAGAGUAUAUGUCAGAAACCUCUAACCCCUUCAGCAAAAUGUCUAGAUGUGUGUGUGAGGGAGUGCAUAAUUAACAAUGUUGCAUUUCUUUGUGUGUGCGUACGGAUGUCCUUAAUACAACACACCCAAUUGCAUGUGGAAACCUUAAUAAUGACUGUGUAUGGAUGGCCGUGCUGCUACGCUGGCUUAUUGCUUCUAUAAGCUU